UAUGAGCUCCUCCCCCUGACGUUACGUCAACUCAGGGGGCCAGUUUACAAACUGCGCCAUUAGGUCAACAACAUGGCGGGCGCAGUGGCGAAGAAGUGUCUCAGUCCUCUGGCUUUACUCUCGAGAAGGCUCUCAGCUCCAGAGCUUGUCUUUCAGAGCUGCUAUCACCAGAAGGUGGUGGAUCACUAUGAGAACCCAAGAAAUGUGGGCUCAAUGGAUAAAAACUCCAAGAAUGUUGGAACUGGUUUGGUGGGGGCUCCUGCCUGUGGAGAUGUGAUGAAGCUCCAGAUCGAAGUUGAUGACCAGGGGAAGAUUGUGGAUGCAAAAUUUAAAACCUUUGGCUGUGGUUCUGCCAUCGCCUCUAGCUCUUUGGCCACUGAGUGGGUGAAAGGCAAAACUUUGGAUGAAGCUCUGAAUAUAAAGAACACCGACAUUGCAAAGGAGCUCAGUCUUCCACCUGUCAAACUGCACUGCUCCAUGCUUGCAGAAGAUGCCAUCAAGGCGGCCCUUGCAGAUUAUCGCCUGAAGCAACACGACAGCCAGAAGAAGGCAGGCAGAGUCGGCAAUUAAACUACGCAGUCCCACUUUGAGCUGAAUGCCAUCUGCUUUCUGUUACUAGGGCAAGAUGUAGUACUGCAUCCAUUAUACUUUCCAGCAGUAAUUUUGACUAGUACAUUGUGGUCAACCCUGUAACAGCGCCACACUAUGCUUUCUGUAGUAGUGUGUGAUAUUCAGAGUCUGUAUACUGUAUUUAGCCUGUCACGUAAACGCACAAUUUACACAAAGCUAAUACAAAGAUGAGCCUUAUUCUGUGAAAUCAUAUUUUCUUUGUGGAUUUUAUUCAUUUUAUUUUGAAAGGUUCGAUGCAGGUUUUGAUCUUUGCUGAAAGUUGUGACCUGUUGGCACCACCAAAGCACUGCCUGUUAAAGGAUUGCAAACCAAAAAUCAACAAGUGGUCCAAUGAGUUUGGUUGUAAAUUAUAAUAUUUACAAAUGCUUCAUUGAAAACCUGCAAUAAAAAUAUUGUAAAUUUA
This is a messenger RNA of Nothobranchius furzeri (turquoise killifish), 1033 nucleotides long. RefSeq names its product iron-sulfur cluster assembly enzyme b (gene iscub). Gene Ontology annotation, cellular component: mitochondrial matrix; cytoplasm. The record is from RefSeq and is a predicted model, not a curated record. Gene Ontology annotation, biological process: intracellular iron ion homeostasis; iron-sulfur cluster assembly. NCBI's taxonomy places the organism in Eukaryota, Metazoa, Chordata, Actinopteri, Cyprinodontiformes, Nothobranchiidae. Gene Ontology annotation, molecular function: 2 iron, 2 sulfur cluster binding; ferrous iron binding.